Messenger RNA from Silurus meridionalis, 1381 nucleotides. RefSeq names its product prothymosin alpha. Gene Ontology annotation, biological process: negative regulation of apoptotic process; positive regulation of transcription by RNA polymerase II. The record is from RefSeq and is a predicted model, not a curated record. Gene Ontology annotation, molecular function: histone binding. The transcript is spliced from 5 exons. Bases 172 to 552 code for a protein of 126 amino acids. Lineage: Eukaryota; Metazoa; Chordata; Actinopteri; Siluriformes; Siluridae. Gene Ontology annotation, cellular component: nucleus.
GGUUAGCUCGCUCCUUUCAGUUCUCUCAGGUCGACGCGGUUUUGAUUCACUCUUCCUCCUCGCGUCUCACCGCCUCCUCUCUCAGCUCUCUAACACGAGGGAAAAGAAAACACUAUUUCUUUUUUUAAAACAUAAGUAUUUUUUUAAGUUCUUUUCCCCCCUCAACAAAACAUGGCCGACACCGCUGUAGAUACGACCACCACCACCACCGCAGAGGUGACCGCAAAGGAUCUGAAGGAGAAGAAAGAAGUUGUGGAGGAGGUGCAGGAGGAGGAGAAGAAGGAGAACGGCAAUGGAGAGGCACCUGCUAAUGGCACAGAGACUAACGGUGCAUCUCACGAAGAAACCGACAAAGAGGACAAAGCAGCCAAAGAACCAGCUGCAGAGGGGGAGGGUGAGGAGGAGGAGGAGGAGAAGCCUGCUGAAGAGGAAGCAGAUGGGCAGGCAGUGAAACGUCCUGCAGAGGAGGAGGAGUCAGCCGAAACAAAGAAACAGAAGACAGAGGAGAACGGCGAGUCCACAGAAGCUGCUGAGGCUGAAGCAAAAGCCUAGAGCUAAUCUGUUCGGUCAAUCAGACCUAGUAGAUUUUGUGCUUCUGUGUAUAUUUUCAUUCUGCCCUUAUUCAAUUACACUGAAGCCUGUAACAUCAUGACACCCCCCACCACCUAUUUUUUUUUUUUUCUCCCUCCUUUUUGUAUGAUGUUAUUUAUUGGUGUAGGAACAACGUUAGGGUCCUGUUAUUAAAUAUUCAAGAUAAUUUUUUUAUGCACAAGUUUAAAAUGUGCAAGCACAUCUUCUACUGUGUUUUUUUGACCAGCAGAGCAUACUUAAAAAAAAAAAAAAAUAACGUACACGUUGCCGUAUAUAACGUACCCCCAUUUUUCCCUUCAUGUUCUGAUGUUUAUAUGGGUGAUCAUAUAAUUCAGAUCCACUUAAGACCAAAGAUGAAAGUUUUAAGCAGGGGCUAAUGGACAACAAAAUCCUAGUUGUUUUCUGCUGCUAGUAGUUAAUCCCUUGCUUUGGCUUAUCUGUCAACACACCGCAGCAGAUGGCGUCCAUGAAUGGGUCUCCUCACUGCGCAAGAGUCGAAGACUUUUGUCCUUUUUCUGGUUAGCUUAUGUUAAUUAACCCCUCUUAAACCUUAAUGUUUUUGGUCUUUUGUUUCAUAUGCAUUCCAGGAGGUUUGUACUUUUUCAAGUCUUUGUGUACAGUUUGAUUUUGUUUUUUUUAAAUGGGCAGUGCAGGAUGGGAAACGGUCAACAUGCCGGCACUGGUGUUUUAUUUUUUAUUUUUCUGGAUUUUUUUUUUUGUUGCAUUUGACCACUGCUUUGUAUAUUCUGGUUCAGGCGUAUAAAUAAAAAAAAUCACUCGUCUUUUUAAA